Phytomonas sp. EM1 is the source of this 842-nucleotide messenger RNA. The record is from the annotation of a GenBank genome assembly. NCBI's taxonomy places the organism in Eukaryota, Euglenozoa, Kinetoplastea, Trypanosomatida, Trypanosomatidae.
GUCCUCUUAGUCGAUUUAUUUCAACAAAAAACUCCAAUAAUGCCCCACACGUGGCUUUAUGUGCGAAGCUCAUUCGUCGGUGCAAGUUUAUGGGGUGGUGGCGAUUUACUUGCACAGGCCUAUGGCACUCACAGGCAUCACUCGAAACGCCGAAUCAAAAAUAAAAUGGCAACAGAGGGCUCCACAAUCCGACAAAAAACUGACGAUAUGUUUAACAAAGAGCACGUGGCCCAGUCAAGCCUGUUUGGGCUUCUCGUCGGGUCCGCGGCGCAUCACUACCAGCGGCUGCUCAUUAGGGCCUGCGGGGCCAUGCAUCGACGUUUGAUGUUAUGCUUCUUCGCUUUAGGUCUGCAGCAACUUGUGUGGACCCCUCUGCUACUUUUGUGUUACUUCAAUUCCAUGACUGCAGCACGCAGGGGGUUCUCCAAUCCUGGCUUCAUUGGAACAAACACUGGAAAAGAACAAAACCGGCGAAAUGUAUGGUCUGUAGAAAAACGUAUUAUAGAGAACGUUAUGCCAGCGUCGCUAUUGACUUCUUGGCUUGUAUUUGGGCCUCUCUUUAUAUUAGUCUACAUUGGACUCCAAAGGGGCAUGACCGUACUCGGUGCUCUCAUUGCUCUACCAUGGUGCUCCUCCGUUGCAUUCGCGCAGAGGCAGGAGUUGUGCUAAGAAUUGGUUGUCAAGAUGCCUACGCGCUGGUUCACUGGUGUGCGACAGUCAGCCCUACAUUACUGAAGCAUCGAAACAAAAGUCUGGUGAAGUUAUCUUAGGACUUUUUCCACAAAUUGAAAAAUUGAAGUCAGUAAUUGAAAGUUUUGAAAAAGUUAAGAUUCGUUUCUUAU